This is a messenger RNA of Suricata suricatta (meerkat), 2260 nucleotides long. RefSeq names its product threonine synthase like 2 (gene THNSL2). The transcript has 9 exons. Gene Ontology annotation, biological process: 2-oxobutyrate biosynthetic process; dephosphorylation. The coding region runs from base 123 to 1577 and encodes 484 amino acids. The record is from RefSeq and is a predicted model, not a curated record. NCBI's taxonomy places the organism in Eukaryota, Metazoa, Chordata, Mammalia, Carnivora, Herpestidae. Gene Ontology annotation, molecular function: pyridoxal phosphate binding.
CUUCUCACUCUGCCCGCGGAAGCCCGAGGCCUGCGGCCCAGUCCAGCGCGCACUGCCGAGCCCCCACCCCGCCACCCACCAGCCGCCGCCGCCGCCCGCGUCCGGACCUGGCCACCAGGAUCAUGUGGUACAUCAGCACUCGGGGAAUGGCCCCACGGGUCAACUUUGAGGAAGCCCUCUUCUCUGGCUAUGCUCCUGAUGGAGGUCUCUUCAUGCCGGAGGAGCUCCCCCACUUGAACAGAGAGACCCUGCGCCAGUGGAGUGCGCUCUCCUACCCCGGCCUGGUAAAGGAACUGUGUACCCUCUUCAUCGGCACUGAGCUCAUUCCAAGAGAUGUCCUAAAUGGUCUGAUCGACCAAGCCUUCAGCAGAUUCCGCCACAGAGAGGUGGUCCAUCUGUCCAGGAUGAGGAACGGGCUGAACGUGUUGGAGCUGUGGCAUGGGGUCACGUAUGCGUUUAAGGACCUGUCCCUGUCCUGCACAGCACAGUUCCUACAGUACUUCCUGGAGAAGAAGAAGCAGCACGUCACAGUGGUCGUAGGAACGUCUGGGGACACAGGAAGUGCCGCCAUUGAGAGUGUUCAGGGGGCAAAGAACAUGGACAUCAUCGUUCUGCUGCCCAAGGGUCACUGCACGAAGAUUCAAGAGCUCCAGAUGACAACAGUGCUGAGGGAGAAUGUCCAUGUGUUUGGAGUGGAGGGCAACAGCGAUGAGCUUGAUGAGCCGAUCAAGGCUGUGUUUGCUGACGUCGCUUUUGUCAAGAAGCACAAUCUCAUGAGCCUGAAUUCUAUCAACUGGUCCCGGGUCCUCGUGCAAAUGGCCCAUCACUUCUUCGCUUAUUUCCAGUGCGCACCGUCCUUGGACCCGGAGCCCCUGCCCCCUGUGGAGGUGGUUGUACCGACAGGGGCUGCAGGCAACCUUGCAGCUGGGUGCAUUGCCCAGAAGAUGGGUCUGCCUAUCCGCCUUGUUGUGGCAGUGAACCGCAAUGACAUCAUCCACAGGACUGUCCAGCAGGGCGACUUCUCUCUGUCUGAGGCCGUUGAACAGACCUUGGCAUCAGCUAUGGACAUUCAGGUGCCCUACAACAUGGAGAGAAUCUUCUGGCUGCUCUCUGGCUCUGACAGCCAGGUGACAAGAGCCCUCAUGGAGCAGUUUGAAAGGACCCAUAGAGUGAGUCUACCCAAGGAACUGCACAGCAAGCUUUCAGAGACAGUGACAUCUGAGUCAGUGUCGGAUGAGUCCAUCACCCGGACCAUGGCUCGCUGUUGGGAAGAGAACCGGUACCUGCUCUGCCCUCACUCAGCCGUGGCCGUGAGUUACCAUUACCAGCAGACAGAGCGGCAGCAGCCCAGCCUUCCCCGGUGCUGUCUGGCCCCUGCCUCUGCAGCCAAGUUCCCAGAAGCUGUGCUGGCGGCUGGGCUGAUGCCAGAGACCCCUGCGGAGAUCCUAGCCCUGGAGAGCAAGGGGACACGCUGCACGCCUAUGCGGAAGGGUGAUGACUGGACGCUGAUGCUUCGGAACACCAUUGAGGACCUAAGCUCGAAGCAGAGAGGUCACUUCCUGAAUGCUCCAGAAUAGCCAGGCUAGAUCUGGCUUCCUUCAGGCUCCAGACCCCAGGGAGGCACGCCCUCUAAACUGCUUUGCAUACCUUCUCAUCAAGAAUUGGUGUAGGAGAUUCUCAGGAGGUUGCCCAGCAUGGUCUGGGGACCAGCUGGCUUUGCUCUGUUUUGUAGCUGCUCUAUGUUCUUACCAUGGUGGCGAUGUGCCUACUUACUGGAGAUGCUGGCCGUGGGGGCAUGUGUGGACGGGGUGUUCCAGAUGGUGUGGGAGCACCACUGCUGCAGCAUCCCUGCGAUUGCCUGUCUGCCCGCUAACUGUGCCGUGGUUCUCAAAGUGUGGCCCUUGGGUCCCCUCAAAAUGCACACUUCUGGCCCCUACCCCAAACUUUUGCAGGGAAAUCUCUGGGUGUGGGCUGGACAUCUGCGGUUCUUACAAAUUCCCUGAGUAAGUCUUCUGUGCAUUCUAAUUUGGGAAGCCCUGGCUGGGGAGGUUAAGUUGAUAUGUGAUUUCUUAUUUAUCAGUUGUAGGGUGUACUUUGUCUUCACCAGGGCAUGUUCUAUUGCUUCUACUGUUUUCACGAUCUAGCCCUGCACUUUCGGACUCAGUAGCUACCAGCCAUAUGGACGCUGGGCACUUGAAAUGUGACUUACAUGACUAACACACUGAAUUUUUCAUUUCUUAAAAUUGUAAUUAAUUUACAA